Bombyx mandarina (wild silkworm) is the source of this 492-nucleotide messenger RNA. RefSeq lists its product as uncharacterized. The record is from RefSeq and is a predicted model, not a curated record. Lineage: Eukaryota; Metazoa; Arthropoda; Insecta; Lepidoptera; Bombycidae.
AUGGCACUACAGCGAGCGCGCCACACUGAUGCUUUACAGCGUAUUAUGAUUUCUUUCAAGCAUUUCGAAAAGAAACUUGAUAAAUUACAAGAUGACGUAAACGACCACGGCAAAACUUUAGGUGACCUCAAGACUAUGGUGAGCAAACUUUCACAAAAUACAGUAAUCGGUCCUGAAAGCAAGCUCGACGAUUGGAGGGUACCUUUCAAGACGUCUGCAUCAGUACAGUACGAAGAAACGAAAAGAGAUUCAUGCUCUGUUCCCAAGAGAAAGAAAAACAUACAGCCAUUGCCAAUUAAAUCAAAAGCUAAGAGCUUACAAAAUCAGAAUAUUAUAGAAGCAGCGUUUCCAAUUUCCGUUCCUCCAAAAAUAAUUAGAAAACGUUCGCCUCGGACUCGUAAAGUCGAAACCCCUCGCAAAACUCCCACACUACGAUCCCACAAAGGCUUAGAAAAUAAACACAGUAAGCUAAAAGAGCAGAUAGUGGAAUGA